GGUAUUCAGUUUUGUGCAAGUAGAAAAUUGGCAACCCUAGGGUUUUGACAUAUUUUCUGAUUCUCACAUACACUUGCCUCUGGGUGCUGGGGCUUUAAGAAAUACCCCAAAUAUCACAAGAUUUGCAAUAAAUUCACCAACGUUGGCUAUGCUGCCUAAGGGACGCAUAAGAUGACUGGCUGCAUUUAAGGGGGUCUGUGGAAUGCCUGGAAUGUAGCUACAGAGUCCUAAAAUGUAUCUCCUGGGAUCCUAAAAUGUGGCCCACAUGCUCUCUCCCAUUAACCAUAUGGUGAGAACAAAACUGUUUUUAGUAUUGGCCUUCUCAAGCCAUUUCUAGACAUCUCCCAAGGACAAUGCAAGCACACACGCAGGUCCCUUACCGUAAUAAAGUCUAGGCUCUUGUGUGUUUUUCCCAUCAUAUUUCCCAAGAGACAUUUUUACUGUACCUUUGUUUGGCAGGGAUAGUACCUCCUUGUCCAUCUACAACAUGCCCACCAUGCUACGGUUGUUAUAGGAAAAUAAAACAAUGAUUAGAAAACACAGGCCCCAGUCCUGCAUGAAACUCUGUGUUGGGUGCAGGGUGGUCAGUACAGAAGCAGGGCCAUAGCACUGUCUAGUGAUUAGAGCCUAGUGAUUAUGGGACUGUGGGGGGGAGGGUCAGAAUACGUGGUUUUUGUUCCUGACUCUGCCACUGCUUCAUGCAGUGAUCCUGGGUAAGUCACUUCACUGCUUUGUGCCUCCGUUUCUCCAUCUGUAAAUUUGGGAAAAUAAUAUCCACCUCACAGUGGGGUUGCAUGAGGCAGACUCAGCCCUUGGGGAGCGCUAUGAAGAAGGAAACACAUCAUUUAAUAAAAUGGUUAAACAUUUUGGCCCAGAGUCACAAAAGUAUUUAGGUUCCUAAUAUCCAUUGAAAGCAAUCGAAGUUAUGACCCUAAAUACCUUUGUGGAUCCAGGCCUUUGGAACUAAUGCCGAAGGGGAACAUUUCACGCAACAAACUAAGGCCAUGAUCCACCAAGCUGCUCCACGUGGAUGGGCGUCUGUGACCGCACAGAACCUGGCCGAUGGAUUUCAGUGGGGCUCUGUGUAAGUGCUGGGAUCCACCCACAGGAAGCAGCUUGCAGCAUCACGGUCUAAAGAAAUAAGGCCCAGAUCCUCAAAAGUACAUAGGCUCCUAACUUCUGAGUUGGGCCUAAAUGAACAAAAUCCUGGUGCAGGUGAAUCAUUUCCUUUUGCUGCUGCCUUCCAGGUCCUUAAAGGUACAGAGAAUAUGUAGCCUGGUUUUUGGGAGCUAGCAGAAAGUGAAAACAAGCAGCCAGGCCUGGUCACAAGUCGAGAGCUGCUGAGCACCCAUGGCUCCUGAUGAAGUAACUGGGCUCGGCAGCCCCUAUGCACAGAAAGGUGUUCAGUCAAAUGCCGUCGCCACCAUCCAGUACUGAGCAGCAUCCUGCUUUGGAGAGGUAACUGUACCUGCAGCAGGUGAGUAACUUAAUUCCCACUGCAGCUAAGUCCCACCCCUUGCCUAUCCUCAUUGGUGGUGACACCAGCCAGCUCCAGCUGGGCCACUUCUGAUAGUGUGAGAUUCCUUCAAUGAGACUGAAGUAAGGAGACACGUCUCACUUUCUUCUGCCCUGGGCACAGAACAGAGCGUGAGUGAGAAGGAGCCCACCCUGCUGCGCUCAGCACUACCAGCAAGAGACUUCCCCUGAAACAGAGACAGAGCGUGAGAACUCAAGCCAGAAUGAAAAGCCUGAAGGCCAAGUUUAAGAAGACUGAAAGCCACGACUGGGGUAAGAAUGAUGAGAAGCUCCUACAGGCCGUGGACUACAACGACCCCGAGAAGGUGACGGCUCUACUCCUCCGCAAGGGCCUGGUCCCCACCAAACUGGACUCGGAGGGCAAAUCCGCGUUCCACCUGGCUGCAAUGAGAGGGAACGUGGACUGCCUGGAAGUGAUGCUCGCUCAUGGAGCGGACGCCAUGACCACAGACAGCUCCGGGUACAACGCGCUCCACCUGGCCGCGAAACACGGCCACCCGCAGUGCGUGAGCAAACUGCUGCAGGCAUCUUGCCCGGUUGAUGGAGCCGACAGCAGCGGUCGGACAGCGCUCCACCAUGCAGCUGUCAGCGGCUGCAUCUCAUGCUCAGAGAUUCUCUGCGAUUUCAAGGCCUCCUUGAAUACCAAGGACAAGGAUGGCUCCACCCCUCUGAUCCUGGCAGCUAAGAUGAGCCAUUCAGAGCUGUGCCGGUACCUGCUGCAUCACGGAGCUGCUGUGAACAGCAGAGACCAGCAAGGCAGAACGGCCCUGAUGCUGGCCUGCGAGAACGGCAGCGUGGAGACGGUGGAAGUCCUCAUCCACGCCGGGGCGCGGGUCGGCAUGGUGGACGCCAGGGGCCAGGACGCAGCCCGCUACGGCCUGGCCACGGGGAACGCCUUGAUCCAGCACUACCUGCAGGACGCCUCCCAGCGCCACUCCUGGGCCAGCGGUAAGGUGCCCUGGCCACGUCCUUCCCGAGGUCUCAGAGCACCUUGCGAUCACCCAUGCGGCAGCGUCUCGCCCCUGCCCAGGGGGAGGCGGCAACGUCCCUGCUUUGCAGAAGAGGAGUCGGCUGAGCGAACGUCGCAGACGGCGUCGCCGAGCCAGCCUCCGCCCAACGAGAGGAACGGCAGCCCGAGAAAGAGGAAAGCCCCUCCACCGCCCCCCGGCACCUCCAGCCAGCGCGCCCUACGCUCUCUGGAGCACAGCUCCCCUUCCACAGAGCGGAGCAGCCGGAUAGUCACCGCCAAGCCUGCCAGGGCUCGCCCCGCCCCAGCUGACACGGAGGACAGGGAGGCCUACGAGGAGAUCGUCCGGCUGAGGCAGGAACGAGCUCGGUUCCUGCAGAAGAUCAAGGGCUUAGAACAGCAGCAGGAGAAGCAGAAGCGGGAGCAGCUGGAGUUGGAGGAGGGCUCCCUACGCUCCAUGGAGAAGCAGCUAAAGGAACUCCAGCAGCAACUGGCGGACAGUGAGGGGGAAAAGGAGCAUUUGGGGAAGGAGGUUGAAGUGCUCCGGAGCCGCCUGUCCUUGCUGGAGACCGAGAAGGAGAACACCAGCUACGACAUCGACACGCUGCAGGACGAAGAGGGGGACCUGCUGGAAUUCCCAGGGGCAGAGCUGCUGCUGUCCAGGAAGACCCUGAGUUUGUCCACGGAGGAGCUGCUGGCCACGUUGCAGGGCCAGGUGCAGUCGCUCACCAUGCAAAACCAGGAGCUGCUGGAGAAGAUACAGAUCCUGGAGAAUUACGAGAAAGACGAGAGUGACGUCUGCCCGUCUGAAGUCUUCGUCCCCAUCGUCCUCUACAACUCCCUCAAGUCGGAGUUUGACCAGCUCAGAGAGCAGCACGCUGAGGCCCAGGCUGCCCUGCAGGCUCUGGAAGGCAGCGGGCCCCACGGGGCCUCCUGUGAGCUAGUCCCGGUAGAGGCUUACAAGCAGCUGAAGGCUGAAUACGAGAUGCAGAUCCAGGCCCUAGAGCAAGAGCUUCAGGGGAGCAGCGCCCCAGCUGAGCCCGAGGGGAAAGGCCAGGCUGGGGUGCAGGCAGAAGGAAGCAGCAGGGAAGGAGGGGCUGGAGAUGCGGCUAUGGAAGAGCUGACCAAAACGCUGGCUGAGACGCGGGAGAAGUACGAGGCGGCUGUGGCUGAGGCAUGGCUCCUGCGGGAGCAGAUCCAGCUGGGCAUCCUGUCCGUGGAGGAGCCGGAGGCGGCUGAGAGCUCCGGGAGCGAGCUGGAGACGGUGAGGGCAGCUCUGCAGAAAGCCCAGGAGGCCCUGCUGGAGAGAGACCAGAGGGUGAAGGAGCUGGAGGGGCGCCUGGAUGCCCAGGAAGAAGCAGCCGGUGGAGGCCGCUCCGCCGAGGAGACGAGGGCGGCCCUCGGCGUCUCCUCGGGAGAAGCCGCGGCGGAGAAGGCCGCGCUGCUGGACAGGUGCCGCCACGCGGAGGCAGAAGCGGAGCAGCUGAGGAGGAGCGUGCAGGAGGGAGCCGGGGAGCUGCAGCAAGCGAUGGGCCGCCUCUCGGAGAGCCAGAGGCUGGAGGAGGAGAGCCGGCAGCUCCACGAGCAGCUGGCAGAGCUGCGGGGGCAGUACGAGGAGGUGCAGGCCCAGCUCCGAGAGGAUCAGGGCAAGAGGGAGGAGGAGCUGAGCGGCCUGAAGGAGCAACUGGCUUCUGAGAGCAUCUCCAGGCAGGAGCAGGAGGAGGUGGCGGGGAAGCUGGGCGGGUCGUUGGCCGAGGCCAACAAGAAGCUGCUGGAGCUGGAGGAGAGGCACAGCGCCGCCCAGAGGGAGGUGAGGGAGCUGCAGCAUGCGGCGGAGCGGUACAGGCGGGACUGGGUCCCGCCGGCCGAGCACGCCCGAGCCAAGGAGGCCCUGGAGGGCAGCGUCCGGGAGCUGAAGGCCAGAGCCCAGCAGCUGGAGCAGGAGCUGGCCGCCAAAGCCCAGGAGGCCUUGCGGCUGCAGGGCGAGCUGGCCAGCACUCGGGAGGGCACGGUCCCCAGGGAGGAGCACGAGCAGCUGCGGUGCAGCCUGCAGGCGGAGGCGAGCGCGCUGAGCCUGCAGCUCAGCGACCUGGAGCGCAAGCACGAGAAGACCUGCACGGAGGUGUUCCAGGUGCAGCGCGAGGCCCUCUUCAUGAAGAGCGAGAAGCACGCGGCCGAGGCCCAGCUGGCCGCCACGGAGAAGCAGCUGCAGAGCCUGCGGGCCGAGUCCGGGCGGAUCCAGGAGCUGCACGGCCACAUCGAGGACUCAGCCAAACUGGUCAAGGAGAAGGACAGGAAGAUCACCGAGCUGUCCAAGGAAGUCUUCAAGCUGAAGGAGGCCUUGAACAGCCUGUCUGAGCGCUCCGGCCAGGUGGGGGCCCUGCCCAAGGCGGCCCCACAGAACCCGCAGGAGGUGGCGAAGCUGCAGAGCAUGAUAAAGGCCUUGGAACAGCAGCUGGCCGAGACGGAGACGCACCACCGCAAGGUCGUCUCGCUCUACCGGAAUCACCUGCUCUGUGCGAUUCAGGGCCACAUGGACGAAGACGUGCAGAGACUCUUGCACCAGAUCCUGAUGAUGCAGAGGCUGCAGGAGCAAGGCAGAUGAGCUCCCCGGGGCCAGGGAGCCCGGCCCGGUUCCUGGUUCUGAGCAGGGGAGCGGAGUGGAUUCGCACGCGGAACCGGCUGGACUCCAGCGUCAAGCGGUGUGGCGAGGCCCUGUGGCCAGCUGGCCCUUUUUUGCACGCACCUCCUCACCAAGAUCAAGGCACACGUGUGUUGGGUGACCCCUGGGGCGGCACCUUUGCUCCCCGUUCCUGGGCAGCCUGUGCUGGGAGGUGCCCGUGGGCAGGUGGCUGGAAGGUGCCUCGUGGCAAGGUGUAGGCCCAGCUCACACGGCCCUUUCCACGGGUGCUUUCACCUCGGCAGCCUCCUAGACGGGAUGGGGGAAGCAGGCUCCUGACUGGGCGAUGCCACUGGGCGAGGGGCCCAUCCUCGCUCCGUGGGCAGAAGGGAGCAGGGAUGGGGAGAGGCUGCGGUAACUCACCAGCUCCUGCCUGCGUCUCUCAGCAGAGCAUCCACAGCAAUAAACUCUUUGUACUCACUCA
Messenger RNA from Chelonia mydas (Green sea turtle), 5607 nucleotides. RefSeq names its product ankyrin repeat domain 24 (gene ANKRD24). Gene Ontology annotation, molecular function: actin binding. The coding region runs from base 1740 to 5108 and encodes 1122 amino acids. The record is from RefSeq and is a predicted model, not a curated record. The transcript is spliced from 21 exons. Lineage: Eukaryota; Metazoa; Chordata; Testudines; Cheloniidae.